AUGAAGACGAAUAAGUCGAUGCCAAUUUGCCGCCAUUGUUUUGACUUCGACACUUCCUCCUUCAUAUCGGCUUUUCUUUUUGCUUUUUAUUUUCCUUUGCUUCAUGUAAAUACUUCGUCCGUUACCAUUCAACAGACGACUUCUUUCUUCUUUUCUUUCCAAUCAUUACUCUAUUCUGGUUUCAUUUCUUUUUUGUUUAUCUUUCUUCUCGUCCUCUCCUCUGCCCGUUCCCAGCUUCUCAAUCAUCCGUUCCUCUCUCUUUUUUUUUCACGUAUAUUCUUUGCCCUUGUCCUUAAUCUUUCUUCCGAAUUUUGUGCAAUCAACUCGGACUUUUUCAUUCACAUUUCUUCGUGCCCUUUCUCUAUUGCGUUCUUUCUUUCUUUUCUUUCCCACCUUCUGUUCACAUUACUUCUUUUUGUUUCACUCCUUCAUCUAGUUCUUUCUUUCUUUCUUUCUUUCUUUCUUUCUUUAUGUAUUCAUUUAUUUAUUUCUCUAGACGUUUUCUUUCUUUUUUACGCACAAUUUUUUUUUUUUCAUCUUUUUAAUGUAUGUUUCCGUUUUCCUUUUACUCACAAUUUCUUUCUUUCUUUUUUUCUUUCUUUCUUUCUUUCUAACGAAUGA
Molecule: messenger RNA, 621 nt
Organism: Acanthosepion pharaonis
Lineage: Eukaryota; Metazoa; Mollusca; Cephalopoda; Sepiida; Sepiidae
Source: the annotation of a GenBank genome assembly